UAGAGGAAGCUAUAUUUCCCCUCAACUCUGCCGCCGCUGCUGACUAGGACACUGUCGGCCCAGGACCACUCGCCAUUUUAUUCUGUUAUUAAAGGAAUAACACACUUUUUUUUAACCAUUCAUAACAAGACGUUUCUUCACGACGAGACGCUACUCAUCCACGAUGAGCGAAGUGGGAGUGAUACAGGACAUGGAACUGAUUGACAUAUUAUGGAAGCAGGACAUUGAUCUCGGAGCCAGGCGAGAGGUGUUUGACUACAACCACCGUCAGAAAGAGCAUGAGCUGCAGAGGCAGCGGGAGCUGGAGGAAGAGAAGAGGCUGCAUCUGCUUCGGGAGCAGGAGAAGGCCCUGCUUGCACAGCUACAGCUCGAUGAGGAGACGGGAGAGUACAUACCCCGCACGCCACCCAGUGCCCCUCUGCCUUUGGAGGUUUCACAGAAUGUCAACUUCACACAGGGGAGCGGUGGUCAUGCCAUGUCAUUUGAUGAAUGUUUACAGCUACUGGCUGAGACAUUUCCUGUAGAGGAAACUGAGAAUAUGUCAGCUUGCCUGGCCACAACUGCUAUUUCCGUGCCCAGCAGCAACAACAUAAUGAUGUCCCCUGAGCAGCAGCCUCUGCCGACACCUACGCUCUCUCCAGGUCCAAUGCCACCACCACAGAGGGUGUCCCCAGAUUUGGAGCAGGCCUGGAUGGAGCUUUUGUCCCUCCCUGAGCUACAGCAAUGCCUGAACAUGCAAAUGGAGGACACACUGGAGACCACCAAUUAUUCUCUUCCAAAAAGCCCUACAGAAGUACAGAAUCCAAACUUCACUUUUUACCCCAUGGCCAAUCUCACAAACGGGGAAACAAACAGUUCAGUUGUUUGCCCUGCAGAGUUUAUCAGUACAUAUGAUGGCUCUGUUCCCAGUAUGGCUCCAAUAGACAAUCUCAGCCAAAUGGAGGAUAAGGCUCCCCAGUUAAAUACUAACUAUGGUGCAGAGAGUUUCUGUGACAUAUUCUACCCGACUGUCAGCCUGGAAGAGGGCAGUGGUCAGCAUGGCCAUGAGGAAAAUGAAAGCCCAACCAUGUCUGAUAUCCCAGACAAGCCUUCCUUUACACCCAUGGACCUUUACAGCCUCUCACCCGGAGACACAUUUGACAGCGACAAACAAAACGUAACAGCUGAGAUGCCAGACUCAGAUUCAGGAAUCUCCUCAAACACAAGUCCACAUGCUAGUUCACCUGCAAAAUCAACAUAUGGAGACAGGUCCUAUGGUUAUAGUGAUUCCGACAUGGAAGAGAUGGACCACAACCCUGGAAGCGCCGAGUCUGACUACUCAGAGAUGUUCUCAUUAAAUUUUCAACCGGAUCUUCGUACAGCAGUUUCUGUAUUCACACCAACGGGGCAGCCACACCAGCAAAAUGAGAGCAAAACCCAACACGAGAUGGACCUAGCAGAGGAAAGCGGCCACAACAGUGCUCCCUUCACCAAAGAUAAGCAGAAGAGGCAAUUGGAUGUGCGUCUCCCCAGAGACGAGCAGAGGGCUAAGGCCCUCAAAAUCCCUGUGAGUGUUGAUAUGAUAAUCAAUCUGCCCGUUGAUGAUUUCAAUGAGAUGAUGUCAAAGCACCAACUGAAUGAUGCCCAGCUGGCCCUGGUCCGAGACAUACGCCGCCGUGGCAAGAACAAAGUCGCCGCACAAAACUGCCGCAAACGCAAGAUGGAGAACAUAAUGGGUCUGGAGGGUGAGCUGGACUCACUGAAGGAGGAGAAGGAGCGUCUGCUGAGCGAGAAGAGCCAGAAUAGCACUAAUCUGAAAGAAAUGAAGCAGCAACUCAACAGCUUGUACCUGGAGGUCUUCAGCAUGUUGAGAGAUGAGAAGGGGAAUUCCUACUCUCCGUCCAACUAUUCCCUCCAGCAGUCGACUGAUGGCAGCAUCUUCCUCGUCCCCCGUAUUAAAAAGACAUUCAUCAAGAGCAAAGACAACCACUUAUCAUAACACGGUACUGCAUUAACAUAGUAAGACUAUGCAAUAACCUUGUAGUCACUCAGCUUUAAAGCAUUUAUAGCACAGCAGAACUAUUGUAGUUUCCGUUUACUUCUCUUGAAUGUAAUUAGUUUUGAUAUUUUACUUUUGUACUCACAGAUUCUUUAACCAAUAUUGUUUGUAAAUAUAAACAUUACUUGCAUAAGAGAUUGAUAAAAUUGUUACGUGGUAUGUGUGUAUAUAUUGUAUAUAUCAUAUUUCUGUAUGCCAAUGAUUGUUUAAAUUUCCGCUUGUAUAACUUUCACUUUAAGUUUUUUUUUUUUUUUUUUUAAAUUUCCAUGCUUUUCAAUAAACUAUUCUAUAGCGA
Molecule: messenger RNA, 2333 nt
Organism: Solea solea (common sole)
Lineage: Eukaryota; Metazoa; Chordata; Actinopteri; Pleuronectiformes; Soleidae
Gene: nfe2l2a
Product: nfe2 like bZIP transcription factor 2a
Exons: 5
Coding region: 164-1978 (604 amino acids)
Biological process (GO): regulation of transcription by RNA polymerase II; cellular response to oxidative stress
Cellular component (GO): nucleus
Molecular function (GO): DNA-binding transcription factor activity, RNA polymerase II-specific; RNA polymerase II cis-regulatory region sequence-specific DNA binding
Source: RefSeq, a predicted model, not a curated record